AUGUCGGAGCCCAACUUUGCAGACUUGCUCGCGUCGCCCGAGAAUCCAGACAAUGUUUGGUACCCGUGCAGCUGCCACUGCGGAGCCACCUCAUUCAAGAUCUUGCACGAGCCUCUGGAAUCGUCCGCCCCGAAGCCCGCGCCGGUCCUCAAGUGCAACUGUUCGAUCUGCGUAAAGAACGGCUACCUAUUGAUCUACGCUUUCCGGGAUCAGAUCGAGUACACCCACGGAUGGGAUGCGCUCAGGAACUAUCGUUUCGCGUCAAAGACUUGGGAUCACAAGUUCUGCGGCGUGUGCGGCACGAGCGUCGGCAUCGACUUCCUCGGGAUUCACCCAGCUGGGAACAUUAUUGCCAUCAAUGGAGUUCUCGCCGAGAACGUUCACGAGCUGGCCGAACUGUCCGAGGAAGCCGCACGGAAGAUCUACAGACUGAACCAGGUAGUCUCAAUGUUGGUCGAUGAAUGUGACAAGCGUUUUGUCAAGUGA
This is a messenger RNA of Hirsutella rhossiliensis, 486 nucleotides long. RefSeq lists its product as uncharacterized. The transcript has 2 exons. Bases 1 to 486 code for a protein of 161 amino acids. Gene Ontology annotation, molecular function: carbon-sulfur lyase activity. The record is from RefSeq and is a predicted model, not a curated record. NCBI's taxonomy places the organism in Eukaryota, Fungi, Ascomycota, Sordariomycetes, Hypocreales, Ophiocordycipitaceae.